AUGCUAUCGAAGAUUUGUUUCGCCGUCCCUCUUCUCGUGCACCUGGGCCAUGGGAGUGGCUUUGUCGUCGCACCCGCGUUCGUCUUGAAGCAGAUGACCACCAUCAUGGACCCUCUGCAGCUCGAGUCCUACUACGGCGGCCCCCAGGCGUUUCUCCUUGUGGUGAU
This is a messenger RNA of Symbiodinium sp. CCMP2456, 167 nucleotides long. Lineage: Eukaryota; Dinophyceae; Suessiales; Symbiodiniaceae. The record is from the annotation of a GenBank genome assembly.